This is a messenger RNA of Arachis duranensis, 3693 nucleotides long. RefSeq lists its product as uncharacterized. Bases 185 to 3097 code for a protein of 970 amino acids. The record is from RefSeq and is a predicted model, not a curated record. The transcript is spliced from 10 exons. Lineage: Eukaryota; Viridiplantae; Streptophyta; Magnoliopsida; Fabales; Fabaceae.
UCAAUUUGGUCAAAUUGAUUUCUUUCCCACCCGUAGUGAAGUCAUACGUAGUUGUUGUUUGUUGAUGGUAGCACCUCCACCAUCUCGCUCAACCAGAUCUGAAUACAUAGAUCACUCUCACCAUUAUUCCCUUCAUUUCGAUCCGUUUCGUCUUGCUUCUUGCUUGGAUUGCAGCAAGUGAGAAAUGCAGCGUGCUUCUGUCACCGUUGAGGAACAGCUGUUGCAAAAAGCGAUCAAGGAAGAGUGUCCAUGGGAGAACCUUCCCAAGCGAAUUCAACUUACCCUCUCUUCCAAAGAAGAAUGGCACAGAAGGAUAAUUGAAAGUUGCAUUAAGAAAAGACUCCAAUGGAAUAAUUGUUUUGCUCGAAAGGUUUGUAGAGAAAGCGAAUAUUAUGAAGACAUGAUGCAGUACUUGCGGAAGAAUCUUGCUCUUUUCCCAUAUCAUCUAGCCGAGUAUGUCUGCCGUGUCAUGAGGGUAUCACCUUUCAGAUAUUAUUGUGAUAUGAUCUUUGAAGUAAUGAAAAAUGAGCAACCUUAUGACAGCAUUCCAAAUUUUAGUGCUGCGGAUGCUUUGAGGCUUACAGGAAUAGGAAGAAAUGAAUUUAUUGAUAUAAUGAACAGGUGCAGAUCUAAGAAAAUCAUGUGGAAAUUGAACAAAUCAAUUGCCAAAGAACUUUUACCAACACAACCUGUGGAUUUUCCAAUUGAACCGUGGUGGGGAGUUUGUCUUGUCAACUUUACAUUGGAAGAAUUUAAGAAACUCUCAGAAGAGGAAAUGGCCACAAUAGACAAAGUGUGUAAGGAAGAGGCAAAUUCAUUCAUCUUGUUUGAUCCGAAUGUUAUCAAGGGUCUUUACAAACGGGGAUUGGUCUAUUUUGAUGUUCCUGUAUAUCCUGAUGAUCGGUUUAAAGUUUCUAGGCUCGAAGGUUUUGUUUCCAACAGGGAGCAGACUUAUGAAGAUCCCAUUGAAGAGUUAUUAUAUGCAGUAUUUGUUGUUUCAAAUGAAAACGCAUCUGUUACUGAAUUGGCAAGUACUCUACAGGCAGACUUGGCACAACUGCAGGCUGCUGCUUCUUUUGUAUGUCGAUUGGGAUGGGCAACGAAAGUAAUUGAUCCAGCAUCUAUUCUUCAAGAUACAAGUGCAUCUGGGUCUCGUAGAAGUAUAGUUAGUGAUGAAUUUGGUCAAGCCCUUGAGAAUAUGGUUAUCAAUAAUGAUUCCAACCGGCAAGGAGAUGCUUCAAGUUCCGGAAAUUACGGUCCGCGUUCGGCCUAUACACGUGCAGCUUUCAUAGUAGAUGCUAACAUAACAUCCUAUCUUAUGAUGGGUUCUGUUUCACCAGGCCUGAAAUCUCAUGCUGUUACACUAUAUGAAGCCGGCAAAUUAGGCCAUGCCAGCAUUGCUGAUCUUUGCAGGGAUCUUGGCACUCUGGAGGGUGCAAAAUUUGAGGGAGAGCUGCAGGAAUUUGCAAAUCAUGCAUUUAGCCUGCGUUGUGUAUUAGAAUGUCUACAAGCAGGUGGAACUGCAUCCAAUGAAAAAGAGGAGAAAGGUUUUAACAAGAUGGAUGCUGUGACUUCAUGCACUGAUGAGUCAAGUUCUAUGAAAGUUGAAAUCCCUCUGGCUCGGAAAUCAGAAUACUCUGUUAUUGCAGAACUUAGGAUGAGUGGUGAUAAUUUAGAUCUAGAUAAUUCGGCGGAGGCUUCUACUUCAUCAAAAGCAGUUCAUAGUAGUGCAUUUGCAACCCAUUCUACUACUUCGUUAGAUGAUGCAAGUAUAAGUGGGAAAAAGAAAUAUCGGGUAGACAUUCUCCGCUGUGAAAGCUUGGCUUCGCUUGCACCAGAAACUCUUGAUCGUUUGUUUCUUCGUGACUAUGAUAUAGUUAUGUCCAUGGUGCCUCUUCCUCAGUCAUCAGUUCUUCCAGGAUCCACUGGUCCAGUACAUUUUGGUCCUCCCUCGUAUUCUUUUAUGACUCCUUGGAUGAAACUGGUAUUAUAUUCGUAUGCAGCUAGUGGGCCUCUUUCAGUUAUCCUUAUGAAAGGACAGUCUCUGCGCUUGCUUCCUGCUCCCCUGACUGGUUGUGUGAAAGCUCUCAUAUGGUCUUGGGAUGAUUCUACAGUAGGAGGCUUGGGAGGAAAGCAUGAUGGAAAUUUAGUAAAUGGAAGUAUACUGCUGCACUGUUUAAAUUCCCUUCUUAAACAUUCGGCUGUCCUGGUGCAGCCGCUUGGUAAGUUUGAUCUCGACGAAUCUGGAAAGGUGGUUUCCUUGGAUAUCCCUUUGCCCCUAAAGAACUCUGAUGGAUCAAUUGACCCCGUUGGUGAAGAUUUAGGAAUAAGUGAAAAAGAAUGCUCAAAGUUGAAUUCUCUCUUGACUGACUUGGCAAACAAGAUUGAACUACAAACAGUUGGAUAUAUUCGCCUACUGAGAUUAUUUAAAGGAGCAGAUUCAGAGCAGUUCUCACCCGCUAAAGAGAACUAUGAUUGGGUUCCAUUGGGUGUUGAAUUUGGGAUGCCGCUGUUCAGUCCAAAGUUAUGCAAUAGUAUAUGUAAGAGGGUAGUUUCAUCUCAGUUGCUUCAAUCUGGCUUAUUUGGUGAACACCAUAAUGCUAUGCAAAGCUUAAGAAAAAAGUUGCAUGACAUUUGUGCUGUGUACCAUGCAACUGGUCCUGCUGCAAAGCUUCUUUACCAGAAAGAGCAAGUUAAGGAAUCUUCACAACUUCAUAUGAACUAUGCUAGCGGAAGAUGGAAGCCACUUGCAGAACCUUCGUCUCUAAUUUCAGGAGCAACUAGUGAGAAUCAAAGGUUAAAACUUGCUAACCGGCAGUGCUGUGGAAGUGAAAUUUUGUGCUUUGAUGGCAGCAAUCUUAGGUCUUUUGCCUCUCCUCCUGGCUAUGAAGCUGCGACAAAGCUCAAUGAAGAAGCGCGGCAAGUUGACACAAAAUCUGAGGCAGAUGAAACUGAUAGUAAGGAAGUAACGCUUCCCGGAGUAAAUCUCAUUUUUUAUGGUUCUAAGUUGCAUCCAUUUGAUAUAGGUGCCUGCCUCCAGGCUCGUCAACCUAUUUCCUUAAUAGCAGAGGCAGCAGCAAUCAGUUCCACAAAGUAAAUCUCAGCCUCUAAUCUAAAUGUGUGCGCUUGUAACCUACAUUUUGAAUACUAAAAUGGACUCAGGUUUCUUGUUGGCUUUCCACUUCAACAAAUUCCUACCACUUGCUAGCACACAAAAAGGAGUAAUGUAAUCAAUUUCUUUGAUGGGCUUUAGAUUCUGUAGCUCUUUCUGAGCCCGGGGUUACUGCUAGUCCUCUGUUGAUUAUUAUAUUUGUACUUCGAUGUUUAUCCUACCCCCAAAUUGUUUCAUCUUUUCGAAGUGUUUCAUAUUACGUUCCUGGAACAUGAGUAUUGCAAGUAAGGUAUCAUGUUUCAUUGUCUUCUAGCACUUCAGGAAAUGACAACACUAGCCUUUCAAUCAGAGAGAAAAAGAUGGAAAAGUUCACCUUUGUAAGUGGCAAUGCAGCUUUGUUCUAUGGAUACUGUAGUCUGUAGCCCAUUGAGCAACACAAGUUUUUGGGACGUUUUAUUUUUUUAUUUCUUUUGGGUGGCGUGGCAAGUAUUUCACGAGGUCUAUUAUUUAAUAUAAUUGUAAUGUCUAUUCAUAUUUAUUAAUAUAUAAUAAGAAUGUAGUCGAUGGUUCUUUGAUUGACA